Liolophura sinensis is the source of this 3206-nucleotide messenger RNA. RefSeq names its product interleukin-1 receptor-associated kinase 4-like. Gene Ontology annotation, molecular function: ATP binding; protein kinase activity. The coding region runs from base 260 to 1951 and encodes 563 amino acids. The record is from RefSeq and is a predicted model, not a curated record. Lineage: Eukaryota; Metazoa; Mollusca; Polyplacophora; Chitonida; Chitonidae. Gene Ontology annotation, biological process: protein phosphorylation. Gene Ontology annotation, cellular component: plasma membrane. The transcript has 13 exons.
ACAUGUCGUUGUGAACGUAAGAUGUGAACUCUCGUCUUCACGUGAUAAAUGCCUAAAUGUCAGUACCAAAAAGUGAGGACAGAUUUUCGGAAAUCCACCAACAGUUGAACUAAGCAUUCCUUUACCUAAAAGUUGUAGAACGGUGAUCAGAUUUUACGAGCAACUAUCGUGGCUUCGGCAAAUUUUGACCUGGGGAGCAUGUGAUAAGUUUUAAAUCAAGCACACAUUUAGGCAACUAGAAACAGAAUUCUUUGACGUUAUGAGGGGGAAGGCACCGCUGUCCAGAGAGAGCUAUGUGCGGGAUCUCCCAUUUGGUGUUCAGAGAACACUGGCGUUUGAUCUGGACUUGUCAAAUCUGUGGGAGAACUUAGUUGUGCAGAUACCAAAACACCUAAAUUACAGCAGUGAGGAUGACUUCAUUCCAAGAUAUACAUCACAGCAUGUAGGACUGUUUGCUCGUCAACUGCAGAUACCCAACGGAAGCCCCACAAGGGCUAUUCUUCAGGAUUGGGGGACACAGAACUGCACGAUUCAGAAUCUUCUGGAUGCACUCAAUAGAGCUGACCUUAUAGCUGCUGCCAACUUCAUCAAACAUGAGGUUCUGAAAGAACCCGAUGAAGACGAUGAAGAAGAGGAAGAGCCUGUAGAUGAACUUCCCAUUCCACCACCUCUCUUACCUCCCAUUUUGAUCCGUGCAGUUCCUGGAGACCAUCAGCACAGAGCCCAGAUGGCAGGGUACCAGGCCACAGAAACAAUGAGUGAGUUAGAUUUGCUGAAGAAGGGAGUGCGAGAACCCAAGCAGAAUGACUUGUCCUCGACACCACCUGUCUCCUUCAUUAGCAAGAGCCUGAGUGAGGUUCACACACAAAAGCACGAGAGACAGUAUGAGAGCAUGGGGGGUGCAGGAGCACUUGCUCAGUCCCCAAACUUAAACACGCCUGUGUGCUGCGAAAAACCAUUAGGUAAAGCCUCAGUGAAAAAAAUUGGACAAGAUCUUCUUCAGCCAACUCCAGAUCUCUUCCCUCUGCCUUCCAAAUGCACAGGUGUGGCAGUGGAACCAGUCAUCAAAAAUUCAGAUGUUCUCCAACACAUUCCAUUCAGAGACCUGGAGGAAAUUACAGGUGGAUUUAAUGAGAUACCUUACCUCUCAGGUGGAAGAAUGAUUGGAAAAGGAGGAUUUGGAAUGGUCCAUCUUGGUGUGGACAGGGAUGACAGGAAGGUUGCUGUCAAAGUGCUCAAAAACCAAACAGACACCUUAAGGAAACAGUUUCGUACUGAAGUGGACACACUUUCAAGACUGAAGAAUGAAAAUUUGCUGACACUAUUGGGUUACUCCUGCGAUGGGCCAAAAUCAUGCAUUGUGUAUGACUAUAUGGUGAAUGGGUCACUGGAAGACAGAUUGUCCUGCAAGAACGGCACCCCACCAUUGUCUGCAGAAGUGAGGAUUAGCAUUUGUAAAGGUUCAGCGUCAGGAAUUGCAUUCUUGAAUAGCUUAGGCUACAUCCACAGGGACAUCAAGAGUGCAAACAUUUUGCUGGACAAGGAUUUUGUGCCCAAACUUGGUGAUUUUGCGACCACCCGACUUGGCCCAAGCGGAGACGGACACACUCAGGCAGAGACGAGCAUCCUAAUAGGGACAUCGGCCUAUCUGGCACCUGAGGCACACAACUUUGAUGUGUCCGCUAAACUGGACUCCUUCAGUUUUGGCGUGGUAAUUUUGGAGUUAAUAACAGGAUUACCAGCCUAUGAUGCUAAGAGGGAAGAGCGGGAUCUGAGAAGCCAUGUUCUUGAGAACUGUGAAGACAUAAUGAUGAUGGUGGAUAGAUAUGGCGGAGACUGGAUUGAAGGCAGUGUUAGAACCUUGUACAGUGUCGCUCGUCGAUGUUUGGCAAGUCAAAAAAGGAAACGUGCUCUUGUCAAGGAUGUGUUCCAGGAGAUUCUAGCAUUGUGACACCACUGUAAUAACAGCAUCCUUCUGAUAAACUGUGGAUAACCCUGAAAGGCUUAACACUGGCAUUUUGGUGCAUAGGAAGAAUAUAACAGAGAUUUUGAUAUGGUAAAAUAGCUGACCAUCAUCGCCAGCUGGGCAUUGAGCCUGAACUUCUGCAGCCUUGAACAUGGUAGUUAAAACAGUGUAUGUGUAGCUCUGACAGAGUUUAUGGGCUGGUGAUUUGUACCCUAUGUACCAAUCUGUGACAGUUCAGUUAUAACAAACUUGUCUUCAGUAGAAGCCUUGUGUAUCAGUUUUGCAGUUUUAAAAUAAGAUUUUUACCGUCAGCAGAUUACACUACUUUCAUAAAAUUGGUGCAAAUGUAUUUUCCGUGUUUAUCCCAUGUAACCGUUGUCCUGUGAGUUAUUGAAUGUUGGUUGUCAGAAAGCUAUUGUAUUAAUAUACAAGUUUCAUGGCAGUACCUAAUGUGAUGACAGUUCAGAUUAUUUUUGUUAAAUAUGAAAAGUCAUAAUAAGAAAAGAUUUUUACCCCAGUCACUUUCACUUUCAGUAUCUAGGUCCAUUGAUUGAUAAACUUUCUCAGUGACAGUUGAUAAACUAGGUCAACAAAUAGCUGGUCUUUCCUGCUUGGUGGAUCCAUUCAUUUACAUUGUCACUCAAAAAUAAGUGUAAAGUUGAAGAAAUACUCUGAUACAAGCAAAAUAGUAAGCUAGUUAGGCAUCGGAAAAUUGAAUAAAGAUGUGCAUGUACAUAACAGCAGUUGUGAAUCGUAGAUUAAUGGAUGGAUACAGCUUUAAGAGUGGAAAGUAAAUAAAAUUUUAUCUCUUCACACACUACAGAUCUUUUAUAUGUACAUAUUGAUAAUGGUACUGUAUUUUUCCACUUUUGUCGCAUGUUGUUUAUUGAAAUGGGGGUGUGAUAUAGGAAUGUAGACAGAUAAAACUUUUGUACACAAUACAGGGGCUUCUAUGGUAUAUAUAUAUAUUUUUAUACACGAGUUAUGAGUACCAAAACUGAAUGUUUUUAAUAAAUGUUAUAUUUUAUUGAAAAGCUGUGUGUGUGUAUUUGUGUGCUUCAUUACACGAUGUUGAUCAAAUUUGCCAGUGCAUUUUUGAUACCUGACCAAAUUUAGCGAGUAUGCACAUAUUUUAAGAUUGACACUCAGGUAUGCAUCUUCAUCCUGACGUUAUGCAUACGAUAAAGUCAUAGUUGUGACAGGAUAAUAAUACUUGACCUUUCUUGUUGAUUUAAUGGCA